AUGUACUCGGUGUCGAAGCUGGUCGACUAUCCCAACAAAACUCCGCAAUUUGACAGCAUCUUCAAGGCCUUCGCGGCUAUCAAUAACAAUACUCAAAGUGAAGAUUGCUUGACUCUGAAUGUCUGGUCAAAGCCAGACUCAAAUAAGCUCAAGCCCGUCUAUGUCAAUUUUUACGGUGGUCGAUGGACAAGUGGCACGACCGAUACCCCUUUUUAUUAUGGCGGCGGAUUUGCUGAUGCAGAGGAUGUAAUCGUCGUGGCGGUCAACUACCGCAUGAACAUCUUCGGGUUUCCUGGUCUACCUGGACACCCUCCCAACCUUGGUCUUCUAGACCAACGUUUGGCCGUUGAAUGGGUAAAACAAAAUAUCCACGGAUUCGGGGGCGACCCAGACCGCAUAACUAUAUCUGGCCAGUCCUGCGGAAGUGCUUCCGUCGAUUAUUGGGCAUACGCCUACCAGUCCGAACCUCUAGUUGCCGGGCUAAUCUCGCAUUCCGGUACGGCCAUCAGCUUCCCGACAAACAAUAAGACAACCGCAGCAAAGCAUUGGUAUACUGUGUCUGCCCAGUUAGGCUGUGGAUCUUCAGGGGAUGUCCUGCCGUGCAUGAGGAAGCAGAACGCGAGUGCCAUUCUCGCCGCUGCUAGUGCACUGAAGGUUCCGACUACAAACCCUGCGAGGAAGGCACCGGCUUUCCAGCCAACUGUGGACGACGUGACUGUUUUUGAGAACUACACCUCUUCUUUCGCAGCAAGGGAAAUUCGCCCGCGUACGCCUUCCCACAAACAGCCCUAUCUGGUCGGGCACAACGCCAAUGAAGCAGGAUUCUACAAGAUCGCGAGCUACGCCCAGGGAUCGACAUUGACAGACAAACAGUGGAAUGACUUCAAUAUGCAAACGUUCUUCUGUCCAUCCAAUCUCGAAGCAGCACACCGGAGUCGCCGACAUACACCAGUUUGGCGAUUCCAAUACAACGCAGACUGGGAGAAUACCCGUCUUUACCCCACUAGUGGAGCAUACCAUGGGGUCGAGUUUAAUAUGAUUUUUGGAGCUUCUGCUGAGAUUACUGGUAUUGAUGAGUCUGAUGCCCAGCGCCAGCUGCAGGAUCAGAUGCGUUCGGCUUGGGGGUCAUUCAUUGCUGAUCCCCAACGCGGAUUGGAAGCCCUGGGAUGGCCAAUUUAUAAUCCUGAAGCUUCGACCCUUGUUGAAAUCGGUCUGGAUAAUCGUCCCAGCGUGUCUUUCGUGGACACAAAAAACUCCGCUCAGCGGUGUGCAGCUUUGCUGGCGCAGAUAUGA
Molecule: messenger RNA, 1293 nt
Organism: Penicillium mononematosum
Lineage: Eukaryota; Fungi; Ascomycota; Eurotiomycetes; Eurotiales; Aspergillaceae
Product: CAZyme family CE10
Exons: 4
Coding region: 1-1293 (430 amino acids)
Molecular function (GO): cholinesterase activity
Source: RefSeq, a predicted model, not a curated record